GAUAUCGGUGCGAAUCUGUUGGACGAGAUGUACGACGGGCGGUACAACGAUAAGCAGUACCACCCGCCGGACUUAUCCGCCGUACUAGAUCGCGCCUGGGCAGCUGGAUUGCAACGGCUUAUCAUCACCGCCGGGAGCUUGUCUGAGGCUCGUAGAGCGCUGGAGCUGGCCAAGACAGACGAUCGUCUCUUCUGCACAGUGGGCUGCCACCCCACCCGUUGUGGCGAGUUCGAGUCCCACCCGGGGGGGCCCGAAGUGUAUCUGCAGGACCUCCUGGCGGUACUGCGGGAGGGUCAGGCGGCUGGCAAGGUGGUGGCGGUUGGCGAGUGUGGACUGGGGACUGGGGAGGGGCGGUUGGAAGCGGGACGUGUACGGGUGGCGUCUGUUUGUACGUCUGUUCGUGCAAGGAAAGAAGACCCCAUCCGUGGGUUUCUUCACCUCCGGGCCGCCGCGGAGGAUUUUCUGGAGAUUGUACGGCGACACGUGGCGGACUUCCCCCGGGGAGGUGUCGUACAUUCUUUUGACGGCACUGCUGAUGAGUGUCGGCGCAUUUUGGAGCUCCCCCAGCUGGGCGUAGGUGUGUGUCUCAACGGCUGCUCCCUCAAGACGGCGGACAACCUGGCUGUGGUGAGCGACCUGCCCCCGGACAGGAUCAUGAUUGAAACUGACUGCCCCUGGUGUGAGAUCCGACCCACCCACGCGAGUCGCAAGUACCUGUCCCCCUCGUCCCUGUCGGGGCCGGGGGGAGCCCGGGACCGGAAAAAACACGAUCCGUCGUGUCAGGUGAAGGGCAGGAACGAACCGGCAAACAUCAGGCAUGUGCUGGAGGUGAUCGCGGGUGUGAAGGGCCUGAGCGCGGAGGAGCAGCUGCGGGAGCUGGCGGACCAGAUCUACACCAACACCGAGGCCUUGUUCUUCCCCCCCAUCGGGGUGGUUGGGGAGGGGGGGAGGGAGGGGUAG
Messenger RNA from Volvox carteri f. nagariensis, 960 nucleotides. RefSeq lists its product as uncharacterized. The annotation marks the transcript as partial. Gene Ontology annotation, cellular component: cytosol. Lineage: Eukaryota; Viridiplantae; Chlorophyta; Chlorophyceae; Chlamydomonadales; Volvocaceae. Gene Ontology annotation, molecular function: 3'-5'-DNA exonuclease activity. The record is from RefSeq and is a predicted model, not a curated record. The transcript is spliced from 8 exons.